GCGCGAGAGUGUCGGAGGUGCAGAGCUGGAGGCAGGUGAGCAGAUGUGAAGCAUGUCCAUGGAUAGGGGCAGAGUUCCAGCCCUGUAUCAAAACCUCAAGACUCUCUCCAGCUGUCCAGGGUUCGGGGGGCUGAUGCGUAACAGCACAUUUGGAGUUCUCGGGACGAUACAGAUCAUGGUGGGGCUGUUCAACAUCGGGCUCGGGCCCGGACGAACGAGCACGCGUCCUGGAGAUCUGACCAGUUUGGGAGCUCCUUACUGGCUGGGCGCAGUGUGCAUCGCAGCUGGAAUCCUGUCGGUUAUCAUCGGCCAGUGCCCCUGUGUCUGCUUUACGUGGUAUGCUGUGUUUAUGAACAUUGCUGGCUGCAUCUUUGCCAUCAUUGGCAUUGUGCUGUAUGCCAUAGACGUGGCUGAAGCUUCUGUGGUCUGGAUGUGUGACUCGAACUGGUCCACGGCUCAGUAUGAUGAUAACUGCAGAUAUGUGGCGUUCUUUGCUCAGAGUUUGCUGACAGCCAUGGACGUUACUCUGAUCGUGCUGACUGUGCUCCAGCUGUGCGUCUGCAUUAGCGCUGCAGUUCUGGGCAUCAGGGCGCUGUGCAACAGGAUGAAGGGAGAAGCUCUCAGAGAUGCUGAGAUUUCCCAGCCUGUGUGGAAGGAAGUCCUGAUCAGCUGAAGCCAGCGGCCCCAAACAUGGAGACAUCGUCUUUAUGAUCUUUGUUAGUGAAACGUAAUCAGAAGUUGAACCCUGAUUCUGAAAACAUGUAAAAAGAAUACAAAAAUUUGAUAAUCUAAUUAAUAUUAUAUUCACAGUGGAACAGAAAACAUUUCACAUGUUUAAAGUUUCCUGUUUUAGGAAACAAAUGAGUUCAUUUUGAAUUUGAAGGCAGCGACACGUCUCCAGAAAGUCGGGACAGGUCCCUGUUUCCAGCUGUGCAGCAUCUCCUCUGCUUCAACAUCAGUCCGUAAACAUCUGGAACUGAGGACAGCAGCUGCUGGACUUUGGGAAUGUUUCCUGUUCUGAUAGAGGAUUCCAGCUGCAGUCCUGGAGCUGCUUUAUGGUAUUUAUGGUUUCCUGAUGCUCCAGAUGUUCUGAGCCGGUCAGAGGUCUGGACUGCAGGCGGUUCGGCUCUCGGACUCUUCUGAUUUGAAGCCGUGCUGCUGGAAUAGCUGCAGAAUGCUGAUUAGCAUCGUUCUUCCCUGAAAAUGACAUCUGGAUGGGAGCACCUGUAUAUACCUUUCAGAUGAUGGAGCCUUUCCAGAUGUGCCAGCUGCCAGUUCCAAAGGCACUGGUCACCCCCAUACCAUCAGAGAUGAAGGCUUUUAAACUGCGUGCUGAUACCAAGCUGGUUGCUUCAGGUUGUUCAGCACCUCUUCAGUCCGGGGGAUGCAGCGUCCAUGUUUUCCAACAGAUUUCCUGUUUUUAAUGCUGUGCUGCCUGAGCCCACGAGCAUCCAAGAGUCAUUUUUUUGCCUUUUUUUCUCCAGUCUCUGAAUCUUUUAAUGAUACUCAGAGUCUUCACAAUUUUACACUGAGGAACAUUUUUCUGAAAUUGUUUGUAGUCACAGUUUUUUGCAGAUUGGUGAAGCUCUGCCCAUCUUUUAGAGAAAUGCUCUUUGUAUACGCAGUCAUGUUACUGACCUGUUGCAGCUAACCUCAUUAUGUGGAGUUCCUCCAGCUCCUUCUUUAAGACCCACUUCCUUUUCCAGCAUUUUGUUGCUCCCGUCCCAUCUUCUCGGAGACGUGCUGCUGCCAUCAGAUUCCAAAUGAGCUCAUAAUUCUUGUGAAACAAUAACAUGUGAGUUUCAACAUUUGAUGUGUUUUCUGUGCUCUACUGUGAAUAAAACAUGAUUUUAUGAAUGGAAAUCACUGCACUGAGUUUUUAUUUACAUUUU
Messenger RNA from Archocentrus centrarchus (flier cichlid), 1892 nucleotides. RefSeq lists its product as uncharacterized. The coding region runs from base 53 to 673 and encodes 206 amino acids. NCBI's taxonomy places the organism in Eukaryota, Metazoa, Chordata, Actinopteri, Cichliformes, Cichlidae. Gene Ontology annotation, cellular component: membrane. The record is from RefSeq and is a predicted model, not a curated record. The transcript is spliced from 7 exons.